CGUCGAAGAAAUCAUGGCGCGCCAUAACUGUGGUUGAAGUGGAUGAGCAAGAAACUGAUAGCGCAGAGAGAGACAGAGAGACAGAGAGUCCUACAACGCUGUGCAUUCCUUGAAAUUGAAUUGAGUGAGUAAUGGCGAACCAGUUGGAGAACUUGGUGGAAUCGAUAAAAUCGAAGGUGAGAUCGCUGAAGAAGUCGAAGAAGAAGAAGCCGUACGUAAAGAUGGACAAGAGCGCCAGCGUCAAGGUCGAAAUUCGAAGCCGCCAGGCCCGCAACCUCAUCGACAAGACCCUCAAGGUCGCCGAUCGCCCUGGCAAGCGAACCAUUUCCUAAUCCAUUUCCUUUUCCUUUUCCUUUUCAUCUCUCUCUCUCUCUCUCUCUCUGAAUCGAUCUAUCUCUAUAUAUUCAUAUAUAUAUGUGUGUUAUAUAUCUGUGUAAAAUGGCCGAUUCUGUGUUUUGAUGAAUCUCCAUGUUUUGGGCGUUUUGAAACCGUUUCGGCCUUUGAUUUGAAAACUUUUAGUGAAAAGAAAGAUAAAUGUUUAAAGAAUUGGUGAUUGUGUUUUUAAAUCGUUGUUUGUUUGUUUGUUUGUUGCUAAUGGAGAUUGUUAGUUUUGAUUAUCAGAGUGAUUAUUAUGA
Camellia sinensis is the source of this 635-nucleotide messenger RNA. NCBI's taxonomy places the organism in Eukaryota, Viridiplantae, Streptophyta, Magnoliopsida, Ericales, Theaceae. The record is from RefSeq and is a predicted model, not a curated record.